This is a messenger RNA of Mycetomoellerius zeteki, 786 nucleotides long. RefSeq lists its product as uncharacterized. Lineage: Eukaryota; Metazoa; Arthropoda; Insecta; Hymenoptera; Formicidae. The record is from RefSeq and is a predicted model, not a curated record. The coding region runs from base 1 to 786 and encodes 261 amino acids. The transcript has a single exon.
AUGGAUUUUCAAAGCGUAAAUCCCCUAAACGUUCGCUUAAACGCACUCUCGGGUAACUUGCUGCCCUUAAAGCCAGGUGAUUCGCGAUUUCCGAUAACGUGGAAAAUAUAUAGCGCCUUGGUAUGGCUGAUUGAAGUAAUUCAAACAAUCGCAUUAAUUCCUGGACUGAUUCUGGUGCCACGGGAGAAGGCUUUAAAAGACGGUACAGUUCUCUGUGUGAUUACCGUAGAAAUGUUUUUUAUGGCUGCGCGGAUUCACUCACGCAGGCAGCUGGUGAAUCAAUUGAUCCAAAAACUAAACGAUAUUUUGCGUUUCUCGGACGAGACUAUGAAGAAUGUUGUGACGAUGACUCUACAGCCUAUGGAGAAUCCGCUUAAGUUUUACUGGCUGUCUGGCUGGUUGGGUGUUUUCAUAUGGGCUUGCUUACCGUUUCUGUAUAUUUUUAAAGAGGUUUCCUUCUUUUACGAGGAUUAUAGAAUGCCGGCAGUCUUUUCCAAGCAACCCUUUUCGCUUGAUGUCUUCCUAUUGGGCAGCGUUCUCAUACUGAUCGGUAACAUGUAUGUUUUUGUAAAGAAAGUCGGAAUGGAUGUUUAUAUGAUACAUCUUGUGCUACUAAUAACGGCGCAAUAUCGAUACAUCGCCAUAAAACUCGCGGUAAUAUUUCGGGACGGAAAUUCGCUAAGUAAAUUCGAUGAAUCUCAUCAGAAAUACUGCUCUGGAAUAGAUCGCUGGGUAAAAAAAGAAAUGAUAGCAUUAUGUCGACAUCACAGCAAUAUUGUUCAGUAA